Colletotrichum truncatum is the source of this 1770-nucleotide messenger RNA. Its product is annotated as ferric reductase. Gene Ontology annotation, molecular function: ferric-chelate reductase activity. Gene Ontology annotation, biological process: iron ion transport; intracellular iron ion homeostasis; copper ion import. The record is from RefSeq and is a predicted model, not a curated record. Lineage: Eukaryota; Fungi; Ascomycota; Sordariomycetes; Glomerellales; Glomerellaceae. Gene Ontology annotation, cellular component: plasma membrane.
AUGGGAGACACUACUUCUGACUUUGAAUUCCCUCUGAUAGACCCUUACGACCAAGGUCUUCACGGCGUCAACCAGCCAGCGAACAUUGCAUUCGUACAAAUCCUCUGGGCCAGUCUCGGUCUCUUAACAGCCAUUGUCGUCUCCAUUCAUCUCACGCUCCGAUGGUUACGCUCCCGGCGAAAGGCCGCUCUGGCAGACGCUCCGAAAGAGAGUAAUCAGGAUGUUUGGUCCCGACCUAUUUUCCCGUGGGUGCCAAACAUGAAGCAACGGUUCUUUUACGCUCCCAUGUUCAGACUGAGGCGUGCGCGACGACUACCCCUUUUCGGAACCUUGCCAACACGCAGCCAUGCAGUUUUUCUCGUUUUCUUCGCCGCCAGCAACAUCGCUUACAUGUUCGCCGUCAACUUCGGCAACCAAAACAUUUACGCCUUGCUUGCUGAGAUUCGCGGCCGCACCGGGACCCUGGCUGUCGCGAACAUGGUCCCAUUGGUCUUGCUUAUAGGACACAACAACCCCCUGACGAGCUUGAUGCAUCUCAAAUACGACAGUUGCAUUAUGCUGCAUCGCUGGAUAGGCCGAAUCAUCAUCUUCGAAGCACUUCUGCAUGGUAUUGCUUGGGCCGUCGUUCAUGUUGCCGAUCGAGAUUGGGCCAGCGUUUGGAAAGAAAUUUGCUGCCACGGAUUCAUCACGGCCGGCUUCGUCGGAUGGGCCGGUCUCGCCGUAAUGCUAGUUUCUACUCUCAACCCGGUCCGCUCCGCAUACUACGAGGCUUUCGUCAUCAUCCACAUCAUAACGGCGUGUGCCAUUGUCGCGGCAACUAUUGUUCACUGCAAGCUAUCUGAAUUCGAACUACCUCAGAUGCCUUGGAUUAUUGCUGUCGCCAUUCUUUGGGCCCUUGAGCGUCUUUUGAGAACUAUCCGGCUGGUACGUCAUACCUUCACACGCCAGGGACGGGCUGUUGCAAUCAUCGAAGCGAUCAGUGGAAGCAGCGAUGUCUGUCGCAUUACAAUGCAUCUUCCGCGCCGCGUCGAUAUCCAUCCCGGUUCGCAUGCCUAUAUACGGCUCGUAGCAGUCAGAUUCUGGGAAACACACCCAUUCUCCAUUGCUUGGGUCAAACACCAGCUAUCACCUAUCGUGCGUGAGUCCUUGGAUGGCUCCGAGGGAAUGAAAAUGACAACGUCUUUAUCUUUUGUCGUAGGCGCUCAUCAGGGCUUCACUCGCGACUUGUUCAGCAGAGUCUCGGCAUCUGGAGGGCGGCUGAAAACGACCGCCACAUUUGAGGGGCCAUACGACGGGUGCACCUCACUUGAUAGCUAUGGCCAUGUGGUCCUCGUAGCCGGCGCCACAGGGAUCACACAUCUGCUCGGAUAUGUCAGACGACUCGUCCUCGGACAUGCUUCACGAACGACAGCAGCGAAACGAAUUGUCCUCGUCUGGAUUGUUCGUCACAGCGAUGCGCUUGAAUGGAUCCAGCCGUGGCUUACUGAGAUCAUGGAACUAUCGAGCUCCUCGGGACUGUUGACUGUCAAAGCAUUCGUCACCCAAGAGAGGCCCCAGCAUUCGAGUGCCCCUGUUGUUGUAUCGUCCACUACCAAGAACGUCGUUUCAUGCCUAUACGAGCGACCAGAUGUCUCAGAAAUCUUGCAGGCAGAAGUUGGAGCCCAAAUUGGUGCCAUGUUCGUUAUGGUGUGUGGCUCGGGGAGCUUAUCGGACAGCGUGAGAGCCGCUGUUCGGCAGUGCCAAAGUUCAGGCAAUGAAGAUAGACUUUGA